Molecule: messenger RNA, 1194 nt
Organism: Plasmodium vivax (malaria parasite P. vivax)
Lineage: Eukaryota; Apicomplexa; Aconoidasida; Haemosporida; Plasmodiidae
Exons: 1
Coding region: 1-1194 (397 amino acids)
Biological process (GO): ribosomal large subunit biogenesis; rRNA processing
Cellular component (GO): preribosome, large subunit precursor; nucleolus; nuclear periphery
Source: RefSeq, a predicted model, not a curated record
AUGAAGGCACUCGCAGUGGCGGUAGACCGGAUGGGGAAGAAGCAGGAGAAGCUGAAGAAGCAGAAGAAGCAGAAGAAGCGGGUGACGAAGGAGAAGGCCCGCCAGAGCACCCCCGGGGAAGAGCUUCCCGUAAAGAAGAAAAAAAAAAACGGCACGGAGACGAUGCUAAAAAAGAAGGGAAGCAUAUCCGCGAAGGACAUCGCCGUGAGGAAGAUUUUUAAAAAGUUGAAGCGGAUGGGUGCGCUGGAGGGGGAAGCGGUUGAGAAGAAGCCCAAAAAGGGGGCCACCAAGUUGGGGAAGAUUACCCAGAAGGGGAGCUCGCUGAGGAAGGAUACCACGAAAGGGAACCUGCUGAGGAAGGUCACCCGCAAGACGCGCCCAGGCACGGACCCGGACGACAGCGCUGAGGCCAAACGGUCGGCCCAGAACAAAGCCCUGCUCGCGAAAAAGCGAAAAGAAAUAAUGAUUAAGGUACCCCCCAGUGAGGGGAACAACGAGUGGCUGGAAAAAUUGGACCUGACCUGCUCACAAAAUUUUUAUUUAAAAAAAAUGAAAUUGUAUGGAAAUUGCCAAGUGAGGGAAGGUGAGUUCUUGAGACUUACACAUGAAAACGUAGUGGAGGGUCUGAAGAAACUGCAAGAUCUGCACAUCUCCUUUAACAGGCCAUACGACUUCCUGGCAGAUAUGAUGAAGAGCGACUUGCACAUGGAAAGAGUUAGGCAAAAGAUUGUGAAGGAUCACGAGCGGGUGGAAGAAAAGGAAAAAAAUAAAAUAAAAAGAAUGAACAAAAAAUUUAAUAAAAAAAGUGGCUCUGCGAAAGUAGCUAGCCAAAUGGAAGCUAUUGAAAAAAAAAAAAAUUUGCAGAAGAUCGACCAGCUGAGGAAGGAAGAUAAGCUCCAGACGCUCGACGUGCAGGAGUUUUUUCUCAAGCACGCCAAGUCCGACCAGGAGAAGAAGGGCCGCCGGGGGGAAAAAACGCAAAGCGGCAGAAAGGGGAAUACAAAAGGAGAUCGAAAGGGGAACUCUCACAGCGACAGAAAGGGAAACUCUCACAGCGACAGAAAGGGAAACUCUCACAGCGACCGAAGGGGGAAUGCCCAAAACGACCGAACGGGCAAGGCACGCUUCAAGACGAAAAAGCGAAUUAAGAAGAACAAAAAAAAUAAAGGCAGGAAGAAUUUCAAGAGGCGUUAG